AUGGGUGUUGCGAAGAAGACUAGAAAGUUCGGACAGGUCAAACGAGUUAUCGGACUCAAGGACACCCGCCUCAAGGAAAACCGACUAAAGGAAGAACUCAAGCAGAAGGAGAAGGAAGCCAAGAGGACAGUCGGAGGCGAGCUCGUCAAAGAAGCUGCCCAGCUGCCCAGCAACAUGUUCUUCCUCCACAACGAGGCUCUGGUUCCGCCGUAUAACGUCCUUUGCGAUACAAACUUUCUCAGUCACACCGUCCAGAGGAAACUAUCAUUGCUGGACAACAUGAUGGAUUGUCUCUAUGCGAAGUGCAACCCCAUCAUCACCUCAUGCGUCAUGGCCGAACUCGAGAAACUGGGCUCAAAAUACAGACUGGCGCUGAGGAUAGCCAGAGACGAAAGAUGGCAGCGGAUAGAGUGCGACCACAAGGGUACCUAUGCCGAUGACUGCAUCGUGGACCGAGUGAGCAAGAACAGGAUAUAUAUCGUGGGAACCAACGACAAGGCCCUGAAGCAGAGACUACGAAAGAUCCCCGGUGUUCCGAUCAUGAGCGUUGCAAGGGGCAAAUAUUGCGCAAAAAAGGGCCGGCUGGAUCUGUGUGUUUAUGCGCCAAAGCCGGAAAAGAAGAGGCCGGCAGCAAAAGGCGUUGCGGCCCGACUCAAGAGGCUGGAGGGCAUGGUCCGAGAGAUGAUGGACGAUGAGGGCGGUCCCAAGCCUCAAACGACUCAAGAUGCGGGCGAGCCUGUUGCGCCGCAGGUGAAGGGGCAGGUCAUUCACGGAGAUCAUGCGACGACGUAUAUAGGCGCGACUCACUGUUUGGCGAUGCUCGAAGAUAUUGAAGAUAUUAAAGCGUAUUUUGACGACCCCGGCAGUUCGGAAGAGGAGUUCGGGCCGGGCGACGAGCUGGAAGGGCCAGAGAUGCUUUUGCACUCUAGAGGAGCGCCGAGCAAUCGUCAAGAGCUUCUCGCUCAGCUACCCGAACGGCAUGUGGUUGAUCGGCUGUACGUGCAAUUCUGGCAAAACCCCGACCAAGUCUCGCUUCACUGGAUAGCCCUCCUAUUUGCGGUCCUCACCAUGGGCGUGUUUUUCAACAACUUUUCCGCUCCUGACGAAGUCGAAGGGGAUUCUCCAAUCUCUAUAAAGGACAGAAUCAGACAGUACCGCUCAGCCGCGGGAUGGGCGUUGAUAUCGGGCAAAUACUCUCAGCCAACGGCCGUGACAAUCCCUGCCUUUAUUCUCUACGUCGAGGCCGACUUUGUCCUCAAUCGGGCGGCUCAGAUGAACUGCUACAUCCUGUCUGGCGUCUGCCUGCGGCUGAUGCUCAAGAUGGGCUUCCACCGAGACCCGUCCCACCUCGCCAACAUCUCCCCCUUUGAAGGUGAGAUGCGGCGGAGACAGUGGAACAUGGCUGCCCAGAUCGACCUCCUCGUCUCGUUUCACAUGGGCCUGCCGAGCAUGCUUGGUGGGAUCGAGGCCGACACAGAUUUGCCUCGCAACCUAGAGGACGACGACUUUGACGACAGCUGCAAGGAGCUACCGGCACCACGACCCGACUCAGUCUACUCAACCAUGACUUAUGCUAUCCACAAGUCGAGGCUCCUCCGGGUAUUCAGAAAAAUCGCCCAGCAAGCCCAUUCACUAACGCCGCCGAGCUACAGCGAAGUGCUACAACUGGACAACCUCCUCAAGGAAGCCUGGAACAGCGUCCCGUCAUUCAUGUACGUCAAGCCACUGGAAGAGUGCAUCGGCGAGGAGCCCCACCAGAUCAUCCAGCGAUACGGACUCGCCUCUCUAUACCACAAGAGCCGCUGCGUUCUGCAUCGCCGCUAUCUCGCAGAAGCCGUGCCAAAGCCCGAGCACGACUACUCGCGGAACCAAUGCCUGGAUGCCGCAACAACGCUACUGGGCUUUCAGUAUUCCUCUUGGUUGGGAACCAGGCCUGGAAACGUCCUCGGCCGCUCUGGGUGGUUCAUGACCUCGCUUGCGGUGCAUGACUUUAUGCUAGCAGCCAUGAUGUUGUAUCUCACCAUUCAAAACGAAAGCUAUUCGGACGAUGGCAGUGGCUUCGGCACGGCGGGCAGACAGAGGGAAUCGCCGACCAAGGACGAGCUGAUUGACAUGAUUCAACGAUCGUAUGACAUUAGCCGCCAAGUAUUUAACAAACUGACGGAUCUUAAGAAAACUGCGGAUACGUUAGCCGUCAUGCUGGCUAAAGUUGGAAGACCAGUUGACAGCAACUUCCCUGCACCAUCAAGUAAUCACCCAAGCGGAGGAGACUCGUCACGGUCAGCAUCCAGCCAAGCAAUAUCAUCAUCUCUGGACGUAACUGGAAAUAUGUCUGAUUAUGCAACCACCAGUGGAUUCGAAGAUUCCGCUUCAAGCUCUGGACCAACACCGUUCUCCCAAGGACACCCAGCCACCACUGCCGCCAAUACGUCAACCAUUCUCAGUAACAGCAAUGCGCCAAUGGCGCCUAAUGUCGACCAAUUUGAUAUGUCGUGGAUGUUGUCUGCGAAUAACGUAGACUGGAGACAUCUUGAUGCUUCCCUCGCCCAAAAUGUGGUGGGCGACUCGGGAUCCGGCGCUGCUCAGUCGUGGGCGGAGAGGCUGCAGCUUGAUGAUGUGGAUAUGAUCACCACUGAUCUUUGGAGCAUGCCUUCAGGAGGGCGAAGCCAAGGAAUCUAA
Messenger RNA from Trichoderma gamsii, 2679 nucleotides. RefSeq lists its product as hypothetical. Lineage: Eukaryota; Fungi; Ascomycota; Sordariomycetes; Hypocreales; Hypocreaceae. Gene Ontology annotation, molecular function: zinc ion binding; DNA binding. Gene Ontology annotation, biological process: DNA-templated transcription. The coding region runs from base 1 to 2679 and encodes 892 amino acids. Gene Ontology annotation, cellular component: nucleus; small-subunit processome. The record is from RefSeq and is a predicted model, not a curated record. The transcript has 7 exons.